This is a messenger RNA of Oncorhynchus gorbuscha (pink salmon), 1981 nucleotides long. Its product is annotated as heme-binding protein 1-like. The record is from RefSeq and is a predicted model, not a curated record. The coding region runs from base 355 to 1194 and encodes 279 amino acids. NCBI's taxonomy places the organism in Eukaryota, Metazoa, Chordata, Actinopteri, Salmoniformes, Salmonidae. The transcript is spliced from 5 exons.
CGUCAAGAUACGUUCACCAGCCUAUGGAAAGCAGCGCAAGGUAUAUGACAGGCAAGGUAUUUGUCUUGGAGUCUUCGACGAUUAAUAACUAACUUCAGUAGAAUACGUUUGAAAUGGUUUCUGUAAAUAGAAUAAAGGUUGCGCAGCUGUGUAAAUAAAACGAGCGCGUCAAGACUAAGAGUAAAAAUGGCCCUGAAGUUUUCCUAAAUCGGAUUUAACCCGGAUCAGAAUUUCCCGCUUCGGAUUGUGACUGGAACGCGCUCGGAUUUACCACCAAAAGCUGUUUGUCUUUAGAUCAAACAGUACACAUUUGCUUUGAAAAACGUUUAAUUUUUUUUCUCCCAAGAGUGGAGAAUGCAUCCUGGCAAUUGUCGAAUGAAUGGAGGUGGUGUACUCGAUGGUAUCGGUGGUGGAGACGAAUCCGUAUUUGGGACGAUCACGCUAGAGGAUCUGGAAUCUUUUUCGGAAGACCAGCUGUCAGAUUCGGGCAAUGGAAGUCUGGAAGAGGAGAGUGAGACGAUGGAGGACGAAGGGCAGCAAGACCGAUUGCUGCGCUACUGGCAGGACGCUGCUCGAGGACACCAAGUCGAUGUGCCUCGAGACAUGGCCGAGCCCAUCCAGCAGAUCACCAGCAACAACAAUGGACAACACGACCGGGAGCGUGUGCCCUUCACCCUCAUCACUCAUAAGGAGAAGUGUGGGGACGUGCUUUAUGAGAAACGCCACUAUGAGAAGGCCCACUGGGCGUGCAUCACGGUUCACGAGGACACCUACGAGCAGAGUAUCUGUUACGGUUUCAUGAAGCUCAUGAGAUACAUCUGCCAGCAGAACUCCUCAGUUACCUAUCUGGGUAUGACCAUCCCUAUCCUGACGGUGAUCCGCACGGACGAGAACCACUCUGUCUUAUCCAGUGACGUCACUGUGGCCUACUACCUGCCCACAGAAUACCAAGCCCAGCCACCCCAGCCUUCUGACACUGAAAUAAGCAUUGAGGAAUGGCCUGCCACUACUGUAUACACAAGGGCCUUCGCUGGUGCUACGAACGAGGUGACCAUCAUCAACGAGAUCCGCACCAUGGCGGAAGUGCUCGACUCCCCCGCCAUAUGCGUGAAUGGCUCAUUCAUUGUCGCCGGCUACACAAACCCCGCAGCGGUACACCGACAGAAUGAGAUUUGGUUCCUGGAGCAGCCUUGAGGGCCAGCCUGACCUUGACCCGUCCUCCUGAACUUGACCCACCCAAUACUUCGUCCUUAUCUGACCCUACCGAUUCACCCCUAAUGGAAACCCCUUCCUAUUUUAGAAAGAGAAGAGACUUUGGGACUUUGCUGAAAAAGGUCCUUAUUACCAGUUCUGAGCAAGGCUGCAUCAUUUGGGUCCAUUAAUCCUCUAGAGUCUAAACCUGGAAGGGGGUGGGGUUCUACUAAGCUGACAUAUGGAAUUGUUUUAAGACGGUCAUACAAAGGAUCACUUAGAUAUUCGAUUUUAGGACCCAAAAAUAUAAAAUUAUUUGCUGAAACAUUGAAUUUGGCCUUACUGCUAUUAGCCCAUAAACACAUUGAAUUACAGAUUCAUACAGGGAAAAACAUAAUAAUAAUAAUAAUAAUAAAUGCCAUUUAGCGGACGCUUUUAUCCAAAGCGACUUACAGUCAUGUGUGCAUACAUUCUACGUAUGGGUGGUCCCGGGAAUCGAACCCACUACCCUGGCGUUACAAGCGCCAUGCUCUACCAACUGAGCUACAGAAGGACCACAUCUACUGGAAGUUUGUUUUGAAGUGUUUUAUAUCUGAGAGAUGAGAUCUGGAAACUAGAGGUCAACCGAUUAUGAUUUUUCAACGCCGAUCCCGAUUUUUGGAGAACAAAAAAAAUGAUUAAUCCGACGAUUUUUAAAUGUAUUUGUAAUAAUGACAAUUACAACAAUACUGAAUGAACACGUAUUUUAACUUAAUAUAAUACAUCAAAAUCAAUUUAGCCUCAAAUAAAU